AUGUUUCUCCUGCUUUGGUCUCUUUUUCUAUGUUCGGUGGCUGCUCUCGACACAUCCCACGACAAUGACCUUAUAACAUAUGUGACGCUCUCACAGCACCGGGUCCUAAAAUGGAAUGUCACAUACUACGAUCGGCCCGGUUUCGAUGUCGCUCCGGGCUAUUGGUUUGUUGCACCAUACCAUCUCAACCAAGGCGAACCCAAAACAAACCGAUGGACGCCUUGCCAGAUCGGUCCUUAUAUUUUUGAUCAAAAAGGAGACCUUGUCUGGGCCGGCUCAUGCGAAUUCAACAACCAGAACGUCUAUGAUUUUCAAAUGGUGGACACAAUAGAUGACAAGCCGUAUCUAACUAUGCUUGUUCAAGAGCACUACGCCAAUCGAGAAAGUGACGGGUCCGCCGUCAUCUACAACAACGAAUACAAGCCUGUGAACAUCAUCCCAAGACCCGGAGCGGCAAUUGACAACCAUGAAUUCUACUUGAAGGAACCGCCAAAGGCGCUGCUAGUCACUCAUCGAAAUGACAAAAUGUCUCUAGCAGACUUCGGGCACCCCGAAAGGGAAAUGAGUGUCCGAACAAAUGGUUUCAUCGAACUAGACAUCAACACAGGAGAGUAUCUGUUCGAGUGGCAUUCAGCCGGCCAAAUAACCCUAGAUGAAUCAUUUGUCAUGAGCCCAUGGGAUCAAUACCCCGACACAGACUAUCUACACAUGAACUCAGUUGACAAAAACGAAAACGGCGACUAUCUCAUCUCCGCACGACACACAAACACUAUCUACCUAAUCUCUGGCGAAGACGGACACAUAAUCUGGCGACUCGGCGGCAAGAAGAGCAACUUCGAAAUGAACUUCACAUUCACCGGCCAACACAACGCCCGUUUCAUGUCCGUGAACGAAACCCACAUGACGAUUUCCUUCCUAGACAACGGCGCCAAUUUCCUCGUCGUGAACGAACCUACUUCCUCGGCUAUGUACAUCGAAGUCGAUCUUAAAACAAUGAAAGCCAAAGUGUUGAAUAGAUACCUCCGUCCAGAUGGCGGAAACAAUCCGUCACGGGGUAAUAUGCAAACCCUCCCUAACGGGAACGUCCUGGCUUCAUGGAGUUAUUACGGGUACAUGAGCGAGUUUACGCAUGAUGGCCAGCUACUCAUGGAUGCAAGCUUUGUCUCAGAGAGAUUCAGUACUUAUAGGGCAUAUAAGUAUCUUUGGACUAGUCGGCCCCCGUAUCCGCCAACGCUGGUUGCGUCGUGUUACGGUGUGAACGGGUCUGCUCUCUCGACUGUGUUCCACGUUAGCUGGAAUGGCGCUACAGAGGUUAGACAGUGGCGGUUCUUUGCGCGAGCGAAUGGAAUGUCUGUGGACAAGGAGAUUGGAUUGAUUUCAAAGAAUGGCUUUGAGAGCUCGUUCAUUGCUCGUGGGUAUAUGGAUUGGGUUUCUGUUCAGGCUUUGGAUUCUGCGGGGAACGUUAUUGGGGUUUCGACUGUGCUGAGGACUGAACCACCUGAGUAUUGGCCUGAUUCGGCUAUGACGCUGAUUCCGGAUGAUCCUGAUGCUAUGUUUGAGGAGGACUUGGCUGCUUCGUCGAAUGGGUCUAGUCCUUUUGUGGGAUUGUUCUUGGGAUUUGUGACUAGCACGAUUGGAUACAUCAUUUAUCCCAUGAUUCGUCGAUUUGCCCGAGUGGCUAGACGAAAGGAUGUAUACGAAGAAGAGCUUGGUCUUCUAAAGGAGAAGGUUUAG
This is a messenger RNA of Penicillium antarcticum, 1734 nucleotides long. RefSeq lists its product as uncharacterized. NCBI's taxonomy places the organism in Eukaryota, Fungi, Ascomycota, Eurotiomycetes, Eurotiales, Aspergillaceae. The coding region runs from base 1 to 1734 and encodes 577 amino acids. The transcript is spliced from 3 exons. The record is from RefSeq and is a predicted model, not a curated record.